Messenger RNA from Brienomyrus brachyistius, 2250 nucleotides. Its product is annotated as protein yippee-like 2. The coding region runs from base 527 to 877 and encodes 116 amino acids. The transcript has 5 exons. The record is from RefSeq and is a predicted model, not a curated record. NCBI's taxonomy places the organism in Eukaryota, Metazoa, Chordata, Actinopteri, Osteoglossiformes, Mormyridae.
CGUUGUUCACCCCUUCUUGUGCGAACAGACACGGCUGUAAACAGAGAAUUCAGUAAGUGAAUGGAGCUCUGAAAUGUGCCUUAAUGACCACGUUGUCAACUUACUGUUUUACUACUGGCACAGUAACUAAAACCCAAAUGGUUAUGGAUGUGGGUUACCGGCGGUCCGACUGGUGGCUUUCAGAGUUAGUUCAUUGUCAGUUCGUGCUUUUGGGAGGUGCGGGGCGCUAGUGAGCGACUGCAUCAGUCUAAGACAGUACGUCUGUUGAGGUGCGGGGAGAGAGAAGAGAUAUCACCCUGGAAAAAGCUAUGCGAAGGGCUGAUUCUCCAUAAAUCUCCUGCGAUCUGCGGUGGGAAUUGGCGAGCAGAGCUUAUUCUGCGCUACCCGUAUCCCAGUUAUUAGGUGUGUGCCCCCCACCCCACACCCACCACGGCCCUCACCUGUGUGCUGCGGUGCUUCCCCUGCGAGCCGUCCUGGGCCGGCAGCCCCUUUUUGCACCGCCCCCCCCAGCCCACCUCCUGUCAGCAUGACCCGCUCCAAGACCUUCCAGGCCUACCUGCCCAGCUGUCAUCGCACCUACAGCUGCAUCCACUGCCGGGCUCAUCUGGCCAACCACGAUGAGCUCAUCUCCAAGUCCUUUCAGGGAAGCCAGGGCAGGGCGUAUCUCUUCAACUCCGUGGUUAACGUUGGCUGCGGACCGGCAGAGGAGAGAGUUCUGCUCACUGGUCUCCACGCUGUGGCAGAUAUCUACUGCGAGAACUGCAAGACCACCCUGGGCUGGAAAUACGAACAUGCCUUUGAGAGCAGCCAGAAGUACAAAGAGGGCAAGUUCAUCAUCGAGCUGGCCCACAUGAUCAAAGACAAUGGCUGGGACUGAAGCGAGGCCAUCCAGAGGAGGGAGGGGGCCCGGCGUGUGGAUGAGUGCGUCACUUUGGUUUGGUCUAACCUCUGUUUUCUCUCUGACCCGCUCCUAUACCCUGACAGUCACCGAUAAAUCUCACCCACUCCUUUCCUGAUCACAGGGUGCUAUGGGGUAAGGCUGUGGCCAAUGCCCAAAGGAGCUGGGGAAUGUAGGUUCUGCCCCCUGGGUGGCAGUGAUUGAGGACGAGUUUGGCCAGGUGAGGGGUGUAGCUGGGCGGCCACGGGAAUUCUCCACAGAUACAUACACCCCCUGGCGGAGCAUGGGUCCCCAGCCUGGGUGUCGUUUUACUGAAACGGGAAUCAUUCAUCACCCAGCCAGUGGAGGAGGUGCUAACUUACCCCUCAGCGAGGUUGGAUGCAGCUGGGGGGCCCCUAUAUGGUGCUGGGCCCCCUCAAUCUGCCAGGGUAUCCAUGCCCCUCCGACGCCCCUGGAUGUACGAGGCAGGGGCAUCAUGGGAGGCCCUCCCAGCCACCAUGAGGUGCAUCGCUUUGCACAGCCAGGAUAUCCGUUCCAGUUUUAGCGGCAGUCAGGGCCAGUCAUUGAUACACCCUGCUGAAAUGUGACUGUGUGCUUCUUCCGGUCUGGCCAUUCGCGCGACCACACGUGACUCCAAAUCUGGGAUGUAUCAGAUCAGCCAGUUUUAUUUCUGCAAAUUAUUCUGCUUUGAUUCAGUGGCGCAGAACUGGUAUCGAACAUUGAGAAGAUAACUAACCGUGAGUUAAAAGUAAAUUUGCACAACGUAGAGGCAGUCAAGUGGUGGUAAGGGAGCCACCUUGACACCUUCUCACUAAUAACAGUGAUAACAACCAGUGAGAAAUACGACAGCCUUGAGUUUAAAGAAAUACCGUCCACUAGUAGCCAUGGCCACAUGACUCACAGUGGAGAUGCCCAAUCAGAGGCUGUUAAAAGCCCGGCAGCAACCAAAGAACCCACCCAUCUACAGUUAGUUGACCAAACGAAUGGCUUCCUUUUAUGUGUGGGCAAAAUUACAGAUUGUGAUUGGCUGGAGCGUUGUUUGUCGUUGGCCCUUUCUCUGGAAUGUAUCACACUGCUUUUGUAAAUUACAGGUGUUAAUAUAUAUAUAUAUAUAUAUAUAUAUAUAUUCAUUGAACAUGGGCAUCAUACUAUGUUUUGUGUAUAAAUAACUCAUUUGUUUUUAUUUUUGAACUGUAUCGGUUAUUUUCGUUUUCUUUGUGCUUUAAGUCCUUCGGGGGCCAUAGUGUUUACUCUUGUUUUGUUUUCUACUCUGGAAACGUGUCAGUUCUUUUGUAAACGGGAGAUGUUGAUGGUGUGAGCGAAUUUCAUCAAUAAAGACUCUUGAUUCCUCA